GGCGGCCGGCGGUCCUGCUCGCUCGGCAGCAGCGGCGUCUCGUCUCCAUGGGGUCUGCCCGCGGCGCCCGUGCGCUCUAAGGUGGACAGCAGGUUGUGCGUUGUCAGAAUAUUUCCACUGCUGCACCGAGGGCACACGCAUCUUCAGUGGGACUUGGAAUUCCUGGAGAAUUGCCUUUGUGAAGAGCUGGCAUAAUUUCUUUAAAUUUCAUCUCUUAGCUUCCCAUAAAGAUAUCAAGAAACCAUGAACAACUUUAGUAAUGAAGAGUUUGACUGCCAUUUCUCGGAUGAAGGCUUUACUGCCAAGGACAUUCUGGACCAAAAAAUUAAUGAAGUUUCUUCUUCUCACGAUAAGGAUGCCUUCUAUCUUGCGGACCUGGGAGACAUUCUAAAGAAACAUCCGGGAUGGUUUAAAGCUCUUCCUCGGGACACCCCCUUUUAUGUACUCAAAUGCAGUAACAGCAGAACCAUAGUGAACCCUAUGGCAGCAACCCUAGCUGCCAUAGGGACAGGAUUUGACUGUGCCAGCAACACUGAAAUCCAGUUGGCGCAGAGUCUCGGGGUGCCUCCUGAGAGGAUUUUCUAUGCAAAUCCUUAUAAACAAGUGUCUCAGAUUAAAUACAUUGCCAAUAAUGGAGUCCAGACGAUGACUUCUGAUAGUGAAGUUGAGUUGAUGAAAGUUGCCAGGGCACAUCCAAAGGCCAAGUUGGUUUUGCGGAUUGCCACGGAUGAUUCCAAAGCAGUCUAUAGCCUCAGUGUCAAAUUUGGUGCCACACUCAAAACCAGCAGGCUUCUUCUGGAACGGGCGAAAGAGCUAGCUAUUGAUGUCAUUGGUGUCAGCUUCCACGUGGGAAGUGGUUCUACUGAUCCAGGGACCUUCAUGCAGUCCAUCUCUGAUGCCCGCUGUGUCACCAGUGUAAUCAACCCAGCGUUGGACAAGUAUUUUCCAUUAGACUCUGGAGUGAGAAUCAUGGCUGAGCCAGGAAGAUACUAUGUUGCAUCAGCUUUCAUGCUAGCAAUUAAUAUCAUUGCCAAAAAACUCAUAUUAAAGGAACAGACAGGCUCUGAUGAUGAAGAUGAGUUGAGUGAACAGACAUUUAUGUAUUAAGUGAAUGAUGGAGUAUAUGGAUCAUUCAACUGCAUCCUCUUCGAUCAUGCACACGUAAAGCCUCUUCUGCAGAAGAGACCCAAACCAGAUAAGAAGUAUUAUUCAUGUAGCAUCUGGGGACCGACCUGUGAUGGCCUGGAUCGCACUGUUGAACACUGUAACUUGCCCAAGAUGCAUGUGGGUGAUUGGAUGUUCUUUGAAAACAUGGGUGCUUACACUGUCGCUGCUGCUUCUACUUUCAGUGGAUUCCAGAGACUGACCAUCUACUAUGUGACGUCAGGGCCAACAUGGCAACUGAUGCAGCAAAUCCAGAACCACGACUUCCCACUCGGAGUAGAGGAGCAGGAUGUUGGCACUCUGCCUGUGUCCUGUGCUUGGGAGAGUGGAAUGAAACAGCACCCAGAAGCCUGUGCUUCAGCUCGUAUUAAUGUGUAGAUACCAUUCUUGUAGCUGUUAACUGUGAGUUUAGCUUGAUUUAAGGGUUUGGGGGGGACCAUUUAACUUAAUUUCUGCCAGUUUUGAGAUGUCUAUGUGAAUAGGGUUGGCACAGAUGCAAUGAUGUGUAAGACUAAGUGAUUGGGUCACACUUAUCUGUGUUCCUAUGGAAACUAUUUGAAUAUUUGUUUUACAUGGAUUUUUACUGACUUUUCAAACAUGCUACUAAAGUGUGCCCCUCAACUGCUGAGCAAGCAUUUGUAGCUUGUGCAUUGGCAGAAUGGGCCAGAAGCUUAGUGUUGU
Balaenoptera musculus (blue whale) is the source of this 1845-nucleotide messenger RNA. RefSeq names its product ornithine decarboxylase-like. Gene Ontology annotation, cellular component: cytoplasm. Lineage: Eukaryota; Metazoa; Chordata; Mammalia; Artiodactyla; Balaenopteridae. Gene Ontology annotation, molecular function: ornithine decarboxylase activity. The record is from RefSeq and is a predicted model, not a curated record.